This is a messenger RNA of Brachypodium distachyon (stiff brome), 1349 nucleotides long. RefSeq names its product protein CHAPERONE-LIKE PROTEIN OF POR1, chloroplastic. Gene Ontology annotation, cellular component: chloroplast membrane. The transcript is spliced from 5 exons. The record is from RefSeq and is a predicted model, not a curated record. Lineage: Eukaryota; Viridiplantae; Streptophyta; Magnoliopsida; Poales; Poaceae. Bases 209 to 1051 code for a protein of 280 amino acids.
UCUUCAGUGGUAUUCGUCUCGGGCCUCCCGAGCGACCCAGACCCACUCGCUCCGUGGAUCGUCUUCCUCAUCGCGCGAGCGCCGCCACCCAUCCCGCUGCCGAGCGCCCCAGCCCCCUAGCUCGUCUUCCUCCUCGCGCGAGCGCCUCCACCGCAGGAGCCUCGGAGGGUGAAAUAUUCUCGGUUAGGUUGUUCAGCUAUUCGUUGAGAUGUCGGCGCAUGGUCUAGCAACCAAUCCCGUGUGGGCUACUCGAUGUCCAAUGAAUUCAAGGGUGUCUAGUGCACCAUUGGGACUUGUCUCUUUGGGCCUCGACAGGGGAUGUAAGGAAAAGGUUAAACUGUUCAUCAUUGUGGAUAGAUACACAAAAUAUAGUGCUCCUUUCAGUACACAGCGGUUUUCCAGAAUGACUCCGCUCGCAUCUGCAUCAUUUGGUGAUACAGCUGACUCUUCGACCCCCAUUUUUCCUAGAAUCCAUGUGAAGGAUCCAUAUCAGCGACUUGGAAUCAGCAGGGAAGCAUCUGAAGAAGAAAUACGAGCUGCCAGGAACUUUCUGAUAAGCAAGUAUGCAGGCCAUAAGCCUAGUGUUGAUGCAAUUGAAUCUGCACAUGACAAAAUCAUCAUGCAGAGUUUCUUUGAUAGAAAAAAACCGAAAAUGGAUCUCAAGAAAAAAUUUAGGGAUCUCAGUCAGUCACGUCCGGUCAAGGCUGUUCAGGGCAGAUUCCAGACACCAUCUAGCAAAGUUAUUUGGAAGACUGCAAUUACUUUUGUCUUGCUUGGAGUGCUUACCCUUGUUUUCCCUACUGAAGAAGGACCAACUCUCCAGGUUUUAGUCUCUUGUGCGGCAAAUAUCUAUUUCCUUUAUCAGAGGCUCAGAAGUGGCUGGAAAGCAUUCUUUUAUGGGUUCGGAUCCUUCUUUGCUUCCUGGCUACUUGCCACAUUCUUGAUGGUAUCUGUAAUUCCGCCUAUACUGCCUGGUCCGAGAAACUUGGAAGUGAGCACUGCGUGUGUUGCUUAUGCAUUCCUUUUUGUAUCAUCAACCUUCCUGAAGUAGUAAUCUUGGCAUUCUCACUUCCAUGUUAGCCCUUAGUCUUGCAGCAGCCAAAGUGGUUUUCCUCUGCUUCCGAUCGCUUGUGUAACACAUCAGUGUCUUUUACUUCUGAGGUGGAAAUGGUAGUUUUUUUUUUCGUGAGUUGCUAGUAUAUAUCAGGUUGUAAUGUGUGACAACUUUUUUGCCCUGGCCCUUAAGAGUUUAAUAGUACCUCAUGUAGGCAUUUCAAUUGUAUUAAAUACAGUUCGUUUUUGGAUAGAUGAUACAAUAAUGACAUGAUGUUUAUGUGGAUUGAAACGCU